AUGGCGGAGGCGAUCAUCGGGCCUCUGGUUGGGAGGCUGCAGGAGGUGGCCGUCGGCGAGGCCCGGGCGCUGGUGGGGGUGAACGCCGACAUCCACCGGCUCCGGGACAAGCUCAUGUGGCUGCAGGCCUUCCUCCGCGAGGCCGACACCAGGCGCCGGGCCGUCACCGACGAAGUCACCAGGGUCUGGACGCUGCAGACGCGGGACGCCGUCUUCGACGCCGAGGACGCCCUCGAUCAUUACCAUCUCCAUGUGGACAUGUCCAGGUACCCAAGGUGGGCUCGUCCUACUAUGAUAUGUCUUGAAACAUUCACAAUUCAAGUACGGAUGAGACGCGGCCUAUCUAGAAAAAUUAGAGCCAUCAACAUGAGGCUUGAUGGCAUCAUUGAAAACAAAGAUAAAUACAAGAUAGAGGACUCCAACAAGAAGACAGAUGUGACAUGGAAACCUUCUACCUCAACAUCUAUAAAUUACACUCAUAGAAAGUUGGAUGAUGUCCACGAUUCAGAUGCGGUGAUAUAUGUGGAGGAGCACAACCAAUUAGAGGAAGCCCUUGUUAAUAACUUAACUGAACACCAAGAGGGCAAAGAACACUAUCCAGUCAUGAUCACUGUGUCCGGAGAAAGUGGUAUUGGCAAGACAACUCUUAUAGAAGCACAUGAAGCAAGCUUCGUGGAGGUCCAUAGCCAUGAUGAUAUCCCUACAUUAACUAGUGCUCGCCGCCUCUCUCUGCAGAACUACACUGACAAAUAUGCUGUCCUAGCCCAUCCAUUGCCAAAGCUACGAUCCAUCUUCUCUCAGUAUGAGCAAGAGCCUAAUAAAGGUGAUCAGGGGCACAGGUCCAAAGGAAGUCGGGCAUAUAUGUUUCAUUUAUCUCAACGAAGGGCAAUCUCUAAGAUGAAGAAAGACAUCAGAUCUCACAUCAAGGAACUGUUUCAUGGAUCUGAGUUUCUCCGUGUCAUCAAUCUGCAAGGCAUUGAGAUUGGUGAGACUUUGACAAGUGCAAUUGGCAAUGUUGUGCACUUGCAGUACCUUGGCAUCACAUCAUGUUCACUGAAACAUAUCCCACGGUCCAUCGGAAGACUCACUAGCCUCCAAACAUUGGAUGUGAGGGAAACUAAUGUCCGAGAGCUCCCAAGGUCCUUUUGGAUGAUUAAGACCCUGAGACAUGUCCUUGGUUUUGUCCUCAGACUGCCCAAGCAAAUUGGCAACUUGAAGCAGCUGCAUACACUUGACUCCAUAGAUCUUGAAGAAGUUUCGGAGAAGCUGACUUUGGAAAGGACACUAGGAGAGAUGAUCCAUCUUGAGUUCUUGUCAAUCUGGCAUAUCUCACAUGUCAAUGUGAAAGCUCUUUCUGGUGCUCUAGACAAACUUGAGAGCCUUAGGACCCUGAUCUUAGAAGGUAAAAUUAUUCCUUCAAAUGUCUUCACCACCGCUUCCCUCCGACGUGUCAAGUUUAUGUUCCUAAGUGGGGAUCUGGUACAUUCAUCUGAUCUAGAUGGUAGUGAAUCCUUUUGUCUCCCUAAUCUCAUCAUGCUUUCUCUGGAGAAAACAUAUGUGACUCAGGAAUUUAUUAGCAAGCUGUCUCAGCUGCCAUUUCUUGCCAUCCUUGCAUUGUACCCUGGCUCGUACAAGGACAAGAAACUUGUAUUUGCUUCAUCCAAAUUUCCACGCCUCAAAAAGAUCAAGAUGAUUGACGUGGAAGUGCUGGAGAUUGUUGAAGUUGAGGUGAGCAUGGUUCCUGAGCUCAAAGAGUUGGAAAUUCACUCCCCAUUCACAGGUUGUUAUCAUGAUAUUGACCUGGGUAAUGACAAGAAACGUUCUCAAAAAACAAGGAUCGUGGUUGAUCUUAAGAAAGAGAAUAAUGAUGUUCAUGAAGAAAAUGAUGAUGUCUGA
Miscanthus lutarioriparius is the source of this 1896-nucleotide messenger RNA. The record is from the annotation of a GenBank genome assembly. Lineage: Eukaryota; Viridiplantae; Streptophyta; Magnoliopsida; Poales; Poaceae.